AUGGGCGUCUCUUACAGUACAGCAAAAUGGAUAGCACCCGUAUCAUUUCUAAUCGACUUUGCAUGUCAGAACUAUGGAAUGCUUUCCUCGCCUAACAUGAAGGACAUCCAUGACCAGAACAUCUCAUUCUUCAGUCCUCAGCCAUUCUUCAUUGCGGCAUUCUUCUUCCCCCAGCAACUGUUUCAGCUGGCAUGGCUGUAUCGACUCGGGAAACUUGACCCUUCGAGACCUGCACAGCGAGCAGAGCUUGACCAAAUUGUGGAUUUUGUGCCCUACUACGCCCUGGGGAAUCUAUGCAUUGCAGCAUGGAUGGUGGCGUGGAAUUCUGGACGUCUCGAUAUAUCUCAUGGUUUUGUCACCAUCAACACCUUCGCUCAGCUGUGGUAUAUGCUGACGAAGCUCCAACCGAUGAACACGGCGUCAACUUCGUCGAUACUCACACAUAUAGUCUCCAAGACUUUCGCCGGUAUUGGCGUCCUCGAUUUUUUGCACAACGGCUCUGCAGCAUUCUUCAAGGGCCAGCCUGCCAAUCUGCCCGUCAAGGUACUUACAGGUGCUGGGUUCGGCCUCGCAAGUGCUGCCAGUGACUGGAUCUUUGGCGGCUGCCUUGUCUAUGACCUGGUGGCUCUGGCUGUUGGUCAAAAGGGUGACUGGAGGACAUUGCUUAGCGUGUAUGCGACUGGAUCUGCUGGGAUUGUGGCAGCCAGAAACAUCGCCAAGUAG
Messenger RNA from Exophiala spinifera, 723 nucleotides. RefSeq lists its product as uncharacterized. NCBI's taxonomy places the organism in Eukaryota, Fungi, Ascomycota, Eurotiomycetes, Chaetothyriales, Herpotrichiellaceae. The coding region runs from base 1 to 723 and encodes 240 amino acids. The record is from RefSeq and is a predicted model, not a curated record. The transcript is spliced from 2 exons.